AUGAAACUGCUGAAAGCAAUAAACAACAUUGAAAAGGAUAGAGUUUCCAGUGAUAUGUCAUCCUGCUCCACCCCAAGCGUUAGCAGUCGAGGUACCAUGGAAGAAAAUAUCACACUCCAAAAUACAAUACCACUUGAAUAUUCUCCGAUUAGGUAAGUUUUAAAUUAUGAAAAGGAAAGUACCAUGAAGCGCCAGUGCUCUCCCCUUAAUGAAUAAAAUUGUCUGGUGUUAGACAGAGAAAAAUAAUAAUAAAGUAGGGUGCAAUGAAACUCAAGGCAUUAACCAGACACAUGGCCAGAUCGGCCAGUUCACCCAUUAAAUGCCAGCCCUCUCCCCUUGACAAGUAAUUAUAAUGUUGUCCGGCAUUUAAUAGACACAGUAAAAUAAUAAAGUGGGGCGCAUCAGAAUGCAAUGCGACUGGUGGUUAACUAGACACAUGAGAAGAUAGGCCAGUUCACUCAUAAUUUAAGCGCCAGCGCUCUCCCCUUGACAAGUAAGGUCAUCUGGCAUUAAACAGUAAAUAAUAAAGUGGGCUCAAUGCGACUCAAUGAUUUAAUUAUAAUUUUGAAAUUUAUGUGUUAUGCAACAUCCCAUUGAUAAAAACAUUCCUAAAAUGCUAUUUGAAACAGAUUAUCCAAGCAAAUGCUAGUGAGAAAUUAGCAGGUAACACAACAGCCUGCUGGCAUUGCCCUCAGACACUCAACCUGGGCUUUAUCCAAGCACCAACUGACCUCCGGUAAACGGAGGACAAAACUCAAUCUUGGAUUUAGUUUUUAAACUGAAUCUUUCCCCCAACGAAGAAAAAACAACAAAGAAUAAUUUUCACAUGCUUUAGUUUUUGCAAUUCCGAGAAACAGGGUUAUAUAAUAUUAUUUGUGUUGUUCUUUUUCAAAAUAAAAUGAUAUGUUAUUGUUUAUGUUAUAAAGCUACCUCCAUCGUAUUUUUUUGUGUCUUAUGCCCACCAUCCUUAGAUGGCAUGCAUUUUUGAAUUUCUGAUAAAAAUUUUGUUUUUAUUUAGCUAAUUCAACUAACAUUUUGUGUUUUUAUUUAGCAACUGCAAAGGGGCGACACGGAAAUGGGAAAACCCUUUCCCACUACCAGAAAGGUUUCAACCUUGUGUCCAAGAUGCUUUGAACAAGAAUAUGUUCCUUACUAAACAGUUGAGGUGCAAGUUUAUACAAGCUGUUUAUGACCGGAUAUGCUUGUUCACCAUGUAAGUUUGAAGAUUCAACCUUGUUGAUGGCCUGCAAAUUAGUGCCGGUCAUCGACAUUGUCCAGGAAAAUUUUCACUUUUGUCCAAUCAAAACGUUUUAUGACUGGACAUGUGACCGACCAAUUUAGGCUAGUCAAAUCUGAAAUCUCCAAUAUCAAAAAAUUGUUUAUUUAAUUAACACAUUUUUAGUCAAUGAAAGCAAUAUAGACAGCACUUCUCCACUAUUUCUUGCUACUUUAUUAAGCCAUUUAUAAGAUUUAAUUAUAAAUCUAUAUCUUCUUCGUAUUUGUAACCUGAACCAUGAUUUACUGAUGCAUCAGGCCUUGUAGAUAUAUACUAAGUUUUAGUUGCAUUGAUGUGCGGACUAACAGGACCAGGCAAAAAAUACAUUGUGCUCAUUUUCAAAACAAAUUUGAAAAAUUUUACUUUGUCCUGGAAAAUUGAUAAAUGACAGACCAAUUUUGGCUUGGCCUGUCAUUUGUCCUUCCAAGUAAAUUAGUUAUUUUCAGGCCUGUUGUUCCCUACAAAAAUUAUAAUGUUUGUUUUGUCUGCAUUAAUUAAACUAAUAAACUUUCUUUAUAGUUCACCUACUCCAGAUCAACGAAGGGAUGUUUGCAGGGCAAUAGUCACCAGGUACCCUUUCUUGACAGAUGUUGUUGGUGGUCUUGUAAGUAUUAUAAUGGUAUGAUCAUUGUAUAAUUAGAGUCAUGUGGUUAACCCGAAAUUUGUGUUCCUUUUUAGCACUGGAAGUCAGCACCGAGCAUGUGCAAUAGAACCAGUACUCUCGGUUCACAUUUCCCAAACUUUAAGGCAUACCUGUAGCUAAUCUUCAAAUCGAGUAGGUAGCCAAUCCUCAAAUGAAGCUAGGCUAUGCCACAUUCUUGUACCAAGAGCCUGUCUUACGUGCGGUCAACAGAGCAUGACAGGGUUCGAGGGGUACGAUGGUGGGUUGCGCCACAACUGCACAGAUCUAUCAAAAUUUAGCCUCUGAACAAGAACAAAAUGUGAAGUGUGCACCUAGAUAACUAGUUCCAAUUGAUUUUUGGAGUUAGCAACACAGCAAUUAACUUCAGGCUUACAUAUCUUACAGCCUAGGCUGGCUCGCUACACAUACUCUUUGGAACUAUGCAGUUAGCCCAUAACUUUUUCAUGCUAUUUGGAAUUAUACCUCGCUUCAAAUGAUUUUUGCAGUAACUCCAGGCUUAGAUACUUAGCUCAUAAGUUAUUUCUGAUUGUUAUGAUGAUUUUUGGAGUAAGCCAGUAACUCCACAAUUCCUAUUUCAAGUAGUUUUGAAUUACACAAGUGCAUAUUUUGGUUUGGAAUUAGCACUUUAGACUUUGGAGGUAGCGUCGCGUCAUAACUUCCUAAUUUCUACAGACAUGCUUUAUUAAAGGAUUUUUGUUUUUAUUAAUUUGCAAGGUUUACCUCUUGACAUUUAAAACAUCUGACAAUUUAGACUACUAAGCAGAAUAAAUUAUAGAGUUCACCCUUAACAAUGAAAUGACUUUGUAUUGUACCUAGAAAUUGACAGGCAAGGCACCCUUGUCUAGGGCAGGCUGUUGAUCAUUUUUUUAUUUUAAAGGAAAUCUGGUAUCGACAAUUGGGUGACAAAGUUAAAAACGAGGUCCGGAAUGAGAAAAGUGAUCCUGUGGUCUUGGCAAGAAAGAGAAAAACACCAGUGGAGUAUCCAGUUGUCCUAAAUCCCGGGCUGUGGUCAGACGGGGAAUUGUAA
This is a messenger RNA of Paramuricea clavata, 2946 nucleotides long. The record is from the annotation of a GenBank genome assembly. Lineage: Eukaryota; Metazoa; Cnidaria; Anthozoa; Malacalcyonacea; Plexauridae.